Messenger RNA from Arabidopsis lyrata subsp. lyrata, 1714 nucleotides. Its product is annotated as tubulin alpha-2 chain. Gene Ontology annotation, cellular component: microtubule; cytoplasm. The transcript has 4 exons. Bases 148 to 1500 code for a protein of 450 amino acids. Gene Ontology annotation, molecular function: GTP binding; structural constituent of cytoskeleton. The record is from RefSeq and is a predicted model, not a curated record. NCBI's taxonomy places the organism in Eukaryota, Viridiplantae, Streptophyta, Magnoliopsida, Brassicales, Brassicaceae. Gene Ontology annotation, biological process: microtubule cytoskeleton organization; mitotic cell cycle.
AUCAAACGCCUUCCUAAAAACCUAGAAAUCGAAAAAUCAGAUCUAGAUCUAAAGAAGAGCGUCUUCAUAAACGCCCUUCUUCUUCUUCUUCGUGUUCUUCCCUGCAAAUCUAGUUUCUAGAUCUUUUCUUUCUUCCGCGAAACGAAAAUGAGAGAGUGCAUUUCGAUCCACAUUGGUCAGGCCGGUAUCCAGGUCGGAAACGCUUGCUGGGAGCUUUAUUGUCUUGAACAUGGCAUUCAGCCUGAUGGUCAGAUGCCCAGUGACAAGACUGUAGGCGGAGGUGACGAUGCUUUCAACACCUUCUUCAGUGAAACCGGUGCAGGGAAGCACGUCCCACGUGCUGUCUUUGUUGAUCUGGAGCCAACUGUGAUCGAUGAGGUCAGGACUGGUACUUACCGUCAGCUUUUCCACCCUGAACAACUCAUCAGCGGAAAAGAAGACGCAGCUAACAACUUCGCCCGUGGACAUUACACCAUUGGGAAAGAGAUUGUUGAUCUGUGUUUGGACCGUAUCAGAAAGCUCGCUGAUAACUGUACUGGUCUCCAAGGAUUCCUCGUCUUCAACGCUGUUGGUGGAGGGACUGGAUCUGGUCUUGGAUCUCUCCUCCUUGAGAGACUUUCUGUUGACUAUGGCAAAAAGUCCAAGUUGGGUUUCACUGUUUACCCUUCUCCUCAGGUCUCUACUUCUGUUGUUGAGCCUUACAACAGUGUCCUCUCCACUCACUCACUCUUGGAACACACUGAUGUCUCCAUCCUCCUUGACAAUGAAGCUAUCUAUGACAUCUGCAGACGCUCCCUAAGCAUUGAGAGACCAACCUACACCAACCUCAACCGUCUUGUCUCUCAGGUUAUUUCUUCCUUGACUGCUUCUCUGAGGUUCGAUGGUGCCUUGAAUGUUGAUGUCACUGAGUUCCAAACCAACUUGGUGCCAUACCCAAGAAUCCACUUUAUGCUUUCCUCCUAUGCCCCAGUCAUCUCUGCAGAGAAGGCCUUCCAUGAGCAACUCUCAGUUGCUGAGAUCACAAACAGUGCUUUUGAGCCAGCUUCCAUGAUGGCUAAGUGUGAUCCUCGUCACGGAAAGUACAUGGCCUGCUGUUUGAUGUACCGUGGUGAUGUUGUCCCCAAGGAUGUGAACGCAGCUGUUGGCACAAUCAAGACCAAGCGCACUAUUCAGUUUGUUGACUGGUGUCCUACUGGAUUCAAGUGUGGUAUCAACUACCAGCCACCAACUGUUGUUCCAGGAGGUGAUCUUGCUAAAGUGCAGAGAGCUGUUUGUAUGAUCUCAAACUCCACCAGUGUUGCUGAGGUGUUCUCCCGUAUUGAUCACAAGUUUGAUCUUAUGUACGCCAAACGUGCUUUCGUUCACUGGUAUGUGGGUGAGGGUAUGGAAGAAGGUGAAUUCUCAGAGGCUCGUGAGGAUCUUGCAGCAUUGGAGAAGGAUUAUGAAGAGGUUGGUGCUGAAGGUGGUGACGAUGAGGAUGAUGAAGGAGAGGAGUACUAAGAAGAAGGUUGUGGGUUUUAUGUGGGCUUUCUAUUAUCUCGUGUUUGUGUGAAUGGGCUCGAAACUCUUACGAGUCCUAGUUGUGUUUUUCAAAAACCAUAUUUCUAUCUCUUGCUUGUGGCGGUAGCCAUUUGUUUUCUAUUAUCUAGUUCGUUUGUGUUUCUGGUAAUAUCUCUCAUUUCCAAGAACUGAAUUUAAGAUGGGUGUUUGGCUU